Tinamus guttatus (white-throated tinamou) is the source of this 2995-nucleotide messenger RNA. It is a transcript of the gene DACT1, whose product is annotated as dishevelled binding antagonist of beta catenin 1. Lineage: Eukaryota; Metazoa; Chordata; Aves; Tinamiformes; Tinamidae. The record is from RefSeq and is a predicted model, not a curated record. Gene Ontology annotation, cellular component: cytoplasm. Gene Ontology annotation, biological process: negative regulation of JNK cascade; regulation of Wnt signaling pathway, planar cell polarity pathway; negative regulation of canonical Wnt signaling pathway.
GUUCCGCGGAAGCCGCACGGCACCGGGACGCGCUCCGCCGGCGCCGGGACCGAGGUGCGCGGCGCUUCGGUGGCCACCGCGCUCCGGGGGCGUCCGCUGGGCAUCAGCCCCCGGCUGCGGCGGCGGCCGGGCGCCCGCGGGGAGCCCUCGGGCGAGGCGCCGCCGCGGAGCCAAGAGGAGAAGUUCCUGGAGGAGAACAUCCUCCUCCUGCGCAGGCAGCUGAACUGCUUGAGGAGGAGGGAUGCUGGGCUGUUGAAUCAGUUACAAGAGCUAGAUAAGCAAAUAAGUGACCUCCGGCUGGACGUGGAAAAAACGACGGAUGAGCACCUUGAGACAGACAGCCGUCCAAGUUCAGGGUUUUAUGAGCUGAGUGAUGGAGCUUCUGGAUCGCUCUCCAAUUCGUCUAACUCAGUCUUCAGUGAGUGUUUAUCCAGUUGCCAUUCUAGCACUUGCUUUUGCAGCCCUUUGGAGGCAACACUGACUAUCUCAGAUGGACGCCCUAAAUCUGCAGAUCUCAUAGGCUGGAUGGAUUAUAAUAAGGAAGGCCAACAUGAGGACCAGACUGCAGGCUCUGUCUGUUGCUCUUUGUCCACACCGCACUCAAAUUCCCUCGAUGUCGUUGCAGAUGUACAUCCAAAAUACCAGUGUGAUCUGGUGUCUAAAAACGGGAACGACGUCUACCGGUACCCCAGCCCACUCCAUGCGGUAGCUGUGCAGAGCCCCAUGUUUCUUCUCCCGGUGACUGAAAACCCUCAGCGAGAAGAGGAGAGACUUGGCUGUGAUAUUAGCGACGUUUGUGUUGGGUCGGAAUCGGACUCAGGAAAAGCAGCCAAUACCUUUCUCCCACAGAGCUCCUGGCCCGCGUCGGGCCCUUCCGCCAGCAAGAGGAUAGACGGUUACAUCUUAAGCCUGGUUCAGAAAAAGACUCAUUCAGUAAGGACUAAUAAACCAAGGACGAGUCUCAACGCUGACCCCACCAAAGGGAUUCUGAGACAUGGAAGCAUGUGUGUCAGGCAGCCCACCGCGGUGGUUUCGCACACCAACGUUGUGAACCUGAAGAAUUCGAAGCAAGUGUGCUUGCAUUCCGGUGGGACAACCGCUGCGGACAAUGCGGUGUUCUCCCCGGCAAAGCAGAGGCCGAAGGAAUCAAGUGGCGAGCAGCUGGAGAGUAGGAAGAUGCCUUUGCCGGCAGCUUUCCCACCCAGCGCAGGGAACGAACUUCCAAGCAAGCGGGGCGUCAAGCCAGUGCCUCCAGAGCUAAGUCAGAACAUGGUAGCUCCAGCGGGGGACAUCCCCAAGGAAAACAGCCAGCUCUUCACCACGGCUCCCAAAGAGAGCCCAGGCAAGACAGUGGUGUUGCAGUCGACUCCAUCUUCUCCUCCCGUUGAGGAGAGGCCUUCCCUGGAUUUCAAAAGUGAGGGCUCUUCCUCACAGAGCCUGGAUGAUGGGUUACUUGUGAACGCCCAAUACAUACCGGCCCAGCAGCAAAGCAUUAAGCUCCACAAAGGCACCAAAAACGUCAAAAUUUUGAAAAGUUCCACCUUGAAACACAGGCCCCAUCUCGUCAACGGGCUGGAAAAUGCCUCUCAGACCUUGAGGGAGAAAAACAAGCCAGUCAGCAAGAAAUGUCGCUUUCCUGAGGAAUUGGAUACAAAUAAGAAACUGAAAAAGCCCUCUUCAAGGGGGAAGAGAGGCAGUGGGUUGCCAGCAGAGUCCAGCCUCCAAAGUAGGCCGUCUGGCCUACAUAAAUCCGUAAUCCGGUCCCAUGGACAUGGCCGAGAGGUCGUGGUGGCCAAACCUAAACACAAGCGGGCCGACUAUCGCCGGUGGAAGUCGUCGGCAGAGAUCUCCUACGAGGAGGCCCUGCGGAGGGCGAGGAGGAACCGCAGAGAAGGCGUUGGAGUCUACCCACAAGUCCCCCUGCCUUACGUGAGCCCGUACGCCUACGUAGCAAGUGACUCGGAGUACUCGGCCGAGUGCGAGUCCUUGUUCCACUCCACCGUGGUGGACACGAGCGAGGACGAGCAGAGCAAUUACACCACGAACUGCUUUGGAGACAGCGAGUCUAGCCUGAGCGAGGUGGAAUUCGUAGGGGAGAGCACUACCACCAGCGACUCGGAUGAGAGCGGUGGUCUCAUUUGGUCUCAGUUUGUCCAGACUCUCCCCAUUCAAACGGUCACGGCUCCAGAGCUGCAUGAAAAUGCAGCAAAGGCCUUUGUCAAAAUCAAAGCCUCCCAUAACCUCAAGAAGAAAAUCCUUCGCUUUCGGUCGGGCUCUCUGAAGCUGAUGACAACGGUCUAGUGAAGUGACUUGGUGGAAUAUAGCUGUUUUCUGCUUUUGGAAGCAAGGUGCUUUUGUGUACAUAUUUUCACAAAUUGUUUUUUAUAUAUCUAUACAAAUAUUUAAAACUUAAGGUAAAUUAUGUCACUUGUCUUCUGAACUUGGGUGGAUACUAGUGCCUUUUAAGUGAAAAUAAAAGACGAUUAUACUCGUUUUAAAAAAAUAACACUGCCGUUUCAGUGGUGAACAGCCUCCAGUGCAUAGUAUCAGAGGGCUUUGAAAAAAAAGUUAAUGUUGCCAAGAAUUAAUAUUCCUAGAUUUUCAGUGCUGGGUCUUUUGCAGGAUAUCAACAGUGUAAGGUCAUAGGUUUUUAGGGAAAAAGAGGGAGGGAGUGUGGGUGGUCUUAAUGUUUUUGCUUGUCCCUUUCUGCUGCUCCUGCUGCCACAUCUUGAAUUUGUUCCUCCAGACAGUCUGGCCUGCUUUUUCCUUUUCUGAUUCUCUUCUUGAAACUUGUCCUCGUCCACCCUCAACCUUCUCCCACAAGGAAAAGUCUCCUGUUCAAUCUGUCUCUAAGGUUAAACUGCCUUCUCUGGAGUGCACUCUGCUCCUGUUUCCUGGGAGUCCCAGUGUGGACUGUGGUGUUGAUCAGAAAAAAACUGUUGGAGCAGCUGACCAAGGCUUAGUAACUUCAGUAUAUUGUGUAAAACUGCCUUUU